AGGGCGGGAAGGCGGGCCCUGCUUCCCCUCAGUGGCGCCUGCGCUGAGCUCUCCGCGCUUCUCCGGCGUGGAGCAGCGGGGUCGGGGGUGGCCGAGUCGCUGAGGGGCUGAGCGGCGGUAGGAAUCCCCUCCCUCCUCCUCGCUCUCCUCGGCCAUGAACGCGGAGAACUUCGGCUCCAGCGAGCGGCUGGUGACGGCGGCCUAUGUGCGGCAGGGGGCGCAGGGCCGCCGGGCCCAUGAGCUGCGGCUGCGGGCCCUGCUGGAGCAGGGGAAAUGUCCUGAAGAUGGAUGGGAUGAAAGCACCAUUGAACUGUUUCUUCAUGAACUUGCUAUAAUGGAUAGCAAUAACUUUCUGGGCAACUGUGGUGUGGGUGAGAGGGAAGGAAGAGUGGCAUCAGGGCUCGUUGCCCGAAGGCAUUACAGGUUGAUCCAUGGAAUUGGAAGGUCAGGUGAUAUUUCUGCAGUCCAACCUAAAGCUGCAGGGUCUAGCCUUUUGAACAAACUUACUAAUUCAGUAGUUCUGGAUAUCAUAAAGCUGGCUGGUGUCCGGACAGUCACCAAUUGCUUUGUGGUUCCUAUGGCAACUGGCAUGAGUCUAACUCUGUGUUUUUUAACAUUGCGGCACAAGAGACCAAAGGCAAAAUACAUUAUCUGGCCACGUAUAGACCAGAAAUCUUGCUUUAAAUCAAUGAUAACUGCAGGUUUUGAGCCUGUGGUGAUAGAAAACGUGUUAGAAGGCGAUGAGCUACGGACAGACAUUGAAGCAGUGGAGGCUAAAAUCAAGGCUCUUGGUGCUGAAAAUAUUCUUUGUGUGCAUUCCACCACGUCUUGCUUUGCUCCAAGGGUACCUGAUAGACUGGAGGAACUGGCUGUGAUUUGUGCUAAAUAUGACAUUCCCCAUAUUGUCAACAAUGCCUAUGGAGUUCAGUCUUCAAAAUGUAUGCAUCUCAUCCAGCAGGGUGCUCGAGUAGGCAGAAUAGAUGCCUUUGUUCAGAGCUUGGACAAAAAUUUUAUGGUUCCAGUAGGUGGUGCUAUCAUUGCUGGCUUCAAUGAGCCCUUCAUUCAGGAGAUCAGCAAAAUGUAUCCAGGAAGAGCAUCUGCGUCUCCUUCCUUAGAUGUCCUCAUUACGCUUCUGUCUCUGGGUGCCAGUGGCUACAAGCAGUUACUGAAAGAAAGAAAGGAGAUGUUUUCCUAUCUUUCAAGUGAGCUGAAGAAGCUGGCAGAUAACCACAAUGAGAGACUGUUAGACACACCACAUAAUCCUAUUUCCUUAGCAAUGUCGCUGAAGAACCUUGAUGAAAAUAAUGAUGUUGCUGUUACCCAACUUGGAUCUAUGCUUUUCACAAGACAAGUUUCUGGAGCAAGGGUUGUUCCCUGUGGGGCUGUACAAACAGUGAAUAACUACACUUUUAAAGGCUUUAUGUCACACGCAAAUGACUAUCCCUGCGCUUACCUCAACGCUGCCUCAGCAAUUGGAAUUAAGAAGCAAGAUGUAGAUGUGUUCCUAAAAAGACUGGACAAGUGUUUGAAGGCUUCUAGAAAAGAAUCAAAGAAAGAGAAAGGUGUAAACGACAUAAGUAAUUCUAAUGCGGGCACAGAACAACUUGAAGACCAGAAGAUAGAGAUUUAGUAACAUGGGAAGAUGCACUUUGGUUUGACUUGUGUCAGGUUUGUAUUGGGUUAGCACUGUGAAUCUGCAGCAGAGAAAAAUCUAUUCCUGAUCUGAAAAAAUACUUGGGUGAAAAUACCGAAAAAUACUUGGGUGAAAUUCAGCUUUAAAGAAAGUAGGUGAGAUUCCCUCCAAGACAGAAGGCCAGGCGCAAUUUUUUUGCGGUGCAUGAACGCGCUUAAUAUCUGCCAAAGUAAAGCACUGCAUCCCUAAAGACCUUGAGCUGGCCUUUCAGUCCGUGGGUGACUUAUUUGGAACCUGGUGUUCAGCAAAUCACAGAAUGCUUAUUCACAUAUUCUUGAUUAACAAGAUUUUCUGUGGCAGUGAUUGAAUUCCUUCCCAGCUAUAGGCCAUCCAGCAAGAAAUGGUUCACUGCUAUCAAAAUAUCUGUUUCUCAUCAGCGUACUUGCCAAUUUUCAUUUAUUUUCGAAGAUUUAUAUAAGUGUUGGGGUAGGCCUUACUAAAUACAGUGUUAAAGCUGCAUGAGGAAAUGGUAGAGUUGGAACAGCAGCGUUUGCAGGUGUUCUCACCUCUCAAGGACACUCUGGAACAAAGCAGUCCUCAGUGGCAAAGGAAAACCUAGAAUACCUCAUAUCCUCUCAGCUCUUGGAAACAUUUGCGUAGUUCAGCAACCCAAAGGAAUUUAUUUUAAUAAUGGGAGCAAGGGGUUGUGGAGCGGAGAGGUACAGUUGUCUUUUUUUUUUCUUCUUCUUUCUUUCUUUUUUCUGUUUCAUCUUUUCUUUGAUCAGGCAAUCAGGUUGGAGCCCCACUGAAAAGGAGGAAUGCCUUGUGGGAUUAAUGCAGCAGUUUCAAGAGCCAGUGAGACCUGAGGAUGUUUUGGCAUUUUUAGUCCAUUGUUUUUUAAAUUUCUGAAACAUCUCCUGCCAUUGGCACUGUUGCUUCUGUGGCUGUUGUUUAUUUGAAUUCAUUAAGCAACCAGUGGAUUCAGAGCCCAUUCCUGAAACAAAGGUUUCGUAUCACCAGAAUGCCAGUGCUGCAGGUUGCAAAACUUCCAGUUAAUUAUUCUUAAAUGCAUUGACUACAUUGUAUGUAGUUUUUAUGUCCUUUGCUGUUCAAAGUGAGCUUAAUGCUCAAAGACGUUUUCUUUGUCUGUUUGUAACGUAGUAAUUCUUGAGGCGCCACAAUUGAUGAGUUCUAAAUGUCAGGAAAUACUUGUGCAAACACAUCCGAGGAGAAAUGUAAUAUAACUUGACCACCAAGUCAUUGUGGCUAUAAGGAGGUGUUUUUUUUUUUUUUAAUUGAGAACAUGCAGUGCCUCAGUUUUUCCAGUCAAUAAAUCUCUUCCACAAGGUCGGGAGUCAAAACUCUGCCCCAGAAUUCAGUAUAUUGGAGGAGCCGGUGAAAACCUCAACGCCUUAGUGAUACCUUUCUUCCUGGUUCUCAAUCCUGCUGUGCUGUGCCUGGAUGACUAUAAAUUAUUGAUUUAGAUGACUAAGUCACAGAAUGCAAACAUUAGAACUAUUGUCACGAGAGUUUAGGGAGGUGGGUGGUGGCAGCUAAAAUAAGCAUUUGAUGAAUAACAUCCUGAAACUGAAUAAGGAAAACAGCGGUUGCAUUCUCUGAGAGGAAGAAACCUCUACCUUUGAUGUUCUCCUAAUAAAUUGCCUGCUGCAAAUAAUUCACUCACUUCUACUAUAAAUUGAACUGCUUUCUCAGGUAGUGUUUUUGCUGUCUUCAAAAUGCUUCCCAUUUGAAGUGAAAGCUGGAAAUUUUAACAAAUCUCUAUACACAAUUAAGUGGUUUGUUUUGAUUUUUGACCUUUUAAGCUUUUUUUUUUAAUUUUAAAAACAGUUUGAGAUGAUGGCUUUAAUUGAAAAAAAAACCAACACAAAACCACAUUUUAAUUCAUGUGUCAUUACAUCUCUUUGCAAAUCUUAAUGACGCCACCCGAAGUCAGGAAAUUAAAACUAUUUUGAGAAAUCUGUCCGGUCAUGAUGUAUAAACUCUUGAUUGAAAUGUUUGUGGUAUGUUACUUUGGUAAGCUGCUGUACCAGUUUUCCAUUUUGUUUGCUCCCUUUGCCCCCUUAAAUGUCUUCAGUUAAUAUUACAUUUUUAGAGAUGAAAGCAUUCUAUAAUGUCACUAUAAAUAAAAUGAAAUUUUAAGUAAUUCGAAAGGCAAUAUAAUUUCAAGUAAAUGGAGAAUAAUUGGUUAUUUAGGACAUUCAGUAGAUAAAAAGUAUUUUUCAAGAAAGAGUAUAAAUCACUUAUUCUCUAUCCACUAAUUUCUGUAAUAAAGUAGUGAAGUAAUACUGGAACAUACACCCCUGA
Calidris pugnax (ruff) is the source of this 3958-nucleotide messenger RNA. RefSeq names its product Sep (O-phosphoserine) tRNA:Sec (selenocysteine) tRNA synthase (gene SEPSECS). Gene Ontology annotation, biological process: selenocysteine incorporation; conversion of seryl-tRNAsec to selenocys-tRNAsec. The transcript is spliced from 11 exons. Gene Ontology annotation, molecular function: O-phosphoseryl-tRNA(Sec) selenium transferase activity; tRNA binding. NCBI's taxonomy places the organism in Eukaryota, Metazoa, Chordata, Aves, Charadriiformes, Scolopacidae. The record is from RefSeq and is a predicted model, not a curated record. Bases 155 to 1630 code for a protein of 491 amino acids.